CCAGUCCAGUAAAAUGAGUUUCCAGGCUUGGCUCCCCCUGCCGUUGCCAAAGCAACUGGUGGUGUUCGGACUGGGAGACUGGAGCUGCUACUCCCCAGACACGAGCAUCGCAGUGGACAUGCUGGUGUCCCCUGGCAUUGCACCACAGCGGGUCGGCACGUUGGAGCCCACCCGAAGGUCUCUGGUGUGGGAAGAUGACUGGAGAACGGAUGUUUUCAUGGCCUCAUUGAAAGAAAUGGGCAAAGGCAACCCUGUGAGGCUUGUCCUGACGGUCAAUGGGCAGGUUAAGAGCUCAGAUGUGGCUACCAGAGCAUUCAGGCCUGGGAGGAAGGACAUCCACUCACCACUGAGGACCCUAGUGGUACCCUGUGCCCUGAAGCCACCAUCUGGCAAGGUGGAAUCCAGUGAGGUCUGGAGGAAGAGUCCUGUCCAAGGACCACUAAGAGUCCAUUCCAAGAAGCCCAGGAAGGUUUUAUUUGAACCCACAGCAUCCGAGAGGGAUCUCGAUGAAGAAGAUCUGGCGGUGAAGGAGUUGCAAGGCAGUCCCAGCCCUCGGUGGUGCCAUGCCAUGUGCCUCAGUGACCUGGGGACAGCUGUUCUGAUCGGAGGAGAAGGUGUUGACCAGCAGUCCUGCAAGGAUGUGUUUUGGAAGCUGGAAACUGACAAUGAUUUAUGGCUUCCAGUGGAUUUCCAGCUACAAAAGACCAUGCCAUCAUGCUUGCAUGGUCACACAGCUACCUACGACCCUGACACCAAACGUAUCUAUAUCCUUGGGGGCAUAAGGGUGGACAAAGACUACAGCAGCAUUUACAUUCUGGACACAGUCACCUGGAAAUGGCUCCUCGUGGCUUCUAAAGGGAAGAUUCCAUUGCUCACCUACCACAGUGCAACGAUCUACCGCAAAGAGCUCUUUGUUUUCGGAGGAACUUUCCCCAAAAAGGCAUCACUAGACGUUGGACCGUGCAGCAAUGUGCUCUAUGUCUUCAAUCCAGAGCAUGAAAUUUGGUAUCAGCCCGUCUCAGAAGGGGAGAAGCCUCUGCCUAGGCUUGGGCAUUCUGCUACUCUACUGAAAAACAAGCUGCUGUUUUUUGGGGGUCGGACGACUUCUCUCUACCUCAGUGACAUGCAUAUUCUGGAUCUGGGUUUCAUGGAGUACACACCAGUCCCCUUCCUCGCAGGACAGCCUUCUGCACGUUGUUUUCAUGCGGCUCUGGCUGUGUCAGACCAGAAAGUUCUGAUCAGUGGAGGCUGCAAUGCCAAGGGAGCCCUGCAUGAUGCUUUUGUCUUCCACCUAGAUACUCUUUCAUGGAGCACGGUGAUCCACCACGACCUCUGCUCUGUGCCCCGAGCUGGCCACACAUUGCUUGACCUGACUCCUGCCUACCUGAUGGAUGUGGACAAGGAGAACAAAGAGGAGCAUAACCUGCAUACAGUGUUGUUGUUUGGGGGCUCCAACUGUGCUGGGACCUUUUACAACAGCACAGUCAAGAUCCAGCUGGACCUGGGAUAA
This is a messenger RNA of Acanthisitta chloris (rifleman), 1510 nucleotides long. RefSeq names its product rab9 effector protein with kelch motifs-like. The transcript is spliced from 11 exons. Gene Ontology annotation, molecular function: protein binding. Lineage: Eukaryota; Metazoa; Chordata; Aves; Passeriformes; Acanthisittidae. The record is from RefSeq and is a predicted model, not a curated record. The annotation marks the transcript as partial.